AUGGUCAUACUCAGCCAGCGAAUCCAUUUUUUCGAAAUAAAUGAUGAGGCUUGGUUUCCUCAGUUCCUCCGAGAGCACGUCCAAAGCUGUUUGAAUAGAUUCUGGAUAUUCAAAGUCCCUCUACUACAGAGCUCUUCGCCGGCGCAGUUGGUAGCAAGUACCCUCUAUCGAGUUAUUGGCAUGGACAUAAGGAACUAUACCAUUGUCGACUUCUGCGCCGGUGCAGGAGGACCAACGCCCGUCAUAGAGCAUGAUCUAAAUAAAAAACUAGAUUCAGCCUCUCGCGAAUCACACGGCAAUAGUCAAGAUGCUAACGAUGGCCAAGAUGUCCAAUUUGUACUAACAGAUCUUCAUCCCCACAUCCAAGCAUGGACCAAGAUUUCCAAGCGCAGUAAGAAUAUAACUUAUGUUUCCGAACCCGUUGAUGCGACAAAUGCACCUGCAACCUUGACGGGAACGCAGGGCAAGAAAGUCUUCCGAAUGUAUAAUCUUGGAUUCCAUCACUUUGACGAUGCACUAGCUUCGCAAAUAUUACGGAAUACCCUUGAAAACUCUGAUGGAUUCGGUAUCUUCGAGUUACAAGACAGAACUUUCUCGUCCCUGAUAAUGAUGAUCGGCCUCGGGCUUCUGCUAAGUCUUAUUACCCCAUUUUACUUUUGGCGGUCACCAAGCCAUCUACUGUUCACCUAUAUUAUUCCCAUAAUCCCUUUUGUUGUUGUAUUCGACGGGUAUAUUUCGGCCUUGCGUACGCGUACCCCCGAGGAAGUCGAGACCUUACUGAGGGGAUGUGGUGUAUCUCUAGAUGAUUGGAAACUACUAAGUGGGACUGAACAACAUACAUGGCCUAUAGGUAAUAUGUCAUGGGUGAUUGCCCUCAAGCGAUAG
This is a messenger RNA of Blumeria graminis f. sp. triticale, 885 nucleotides long. NCBI's taxonomy places the organism in Eukaryota, Fungi, Ascomycota, Leotiomycetes, Helotiales, Erysiphaceae. The record is from the annotation of a GenBank genome assembly.